Molecule: messenger RNA, 4466 nt
Organism: Thalassophryne amazonica
Lineage: Eukaryota; Metazoa; Chordata; Actinopteri; Batrachoidiformes; Batrachoididae
Gene: slc12a4
Product: solute carrier family 12 member 4
Biological process (GO): chemical synaptic transmission; chloride transmembrane transport; potassium ion import across plasma membrane
Cellular component (GO): membrane
Molecular function (GO): potassium:chloride symporter activity
Source: RefSeq, a predicted model, not a curated record
AAGUGAGCGAAGUGUAGUGGAAUUUAGUUUCCAUUAGUGGGAGUUGAGCAAGAGCUGGCUAACAGCUAGUCUGCUAUACUCACCCGGGCUUAGAGGAGAGGCCACAUUCUCUGAGUGAUGAAAACAUGCCUCACUUCACAGUGGUACCGGUGAAGGAUCAAGCUCAGACCAGCUAUGACAGCCUGGAGGGGGUAAACUGGGUGGAUUACAGAGACACAGGACAGGAAUACCCUGAUCAUGAAGAAACUGUCAGCUCUGAUGGACAUGGGAACCACAAAGAGAACAGCCCAUUUCUCAACAGUGCUGAUGCUGCUACCAGGAACAGUGACUUCUAUGACAGGAACCUGGCCUUGUUUGAGGAAGAGCUGGACAUCCGGCCCAAGGUUUCAUCUCUGCUCAGUCGCUUGGUCAGCUACACCAACAUCACCCAGGGAGCCAAAGAGCACGAGGAGGAAGAGAGUGCAGAGGCCUCGCGAAGGAAGACUCCCAAGUCUCCCAGCAUGGGCACUCUGAUGGGGGUCUACCUGCCAUGUCUCCAGAACAUCUUCGGUGUCAUUCUUUUUCUGCGACUGACAUGGAUUGUUGGGACGGCGGGCAUCAUACAGUCUUUAAUGAUUGUCCUCAUGUGCUGCUCAUGUACAAUGCUGACAGCGAUAUCAAUGAGUGCUAUUGCUACGAACGGGGUUGUUCCAGCUGGAGGGGCGUACUUCAUGAUCUCACGCUCGCUGGGUCCAGAGUUUGGAGGAGCUGUGGGACUAUGCUUCUACUUGGGAACCACCUUUGCUUCUGCUAUGUACAUACUGGGAGCCAUUGAAAUAUUCUUGAAAUAUCUUGUCCCCGAGGCGGCCAUCUUUCAUGCCACAGACCCCCACGGGAGUGACAGCGCUAUGCUCAAUAACAUGCGGGUUUACGGCUCGGUCUGCCUCAGCCUGAUGGCUGUGGUAGUUUUCGUUGGUGUCAAAUAUGUUAACAAGCUGGCUUCUCUGUUCCUUGCCUGCGUCAUCAUCUCCAUUGUCUCCAUAUAUGCCGGAGCUCUGAAAUCCAUGACUCACCCACCAGAAUUCCCGAUCUGCAUGCUUGGUAAUAGGACUUUGGUGAGGGAUCUUUUUGAUGUGUGUGCAAAGAUAGUGAUAAAAGGAAAUAUCACUGUUCCCAGUCAGCUGUGGGACAGGUUCUGCACGCCGGGGAACAUGAGCACCGCUCAGUGUGAUGAUUACUUCAUCCAGAACAAUGUGACAGAAAUACAAGGCAUCCCUGGACUAAGCAGUGGAAUUAUUAGAGACAACAUGUGGGGAGACUACCUGCAGAAAGGCGAGAUCUUAGAGAAGACAGGGCUCCAGUCAGUGGACAUCCAUGGUUCCUUGGAGAACUUUGGGAUGUAUGUCUCUGCAGAUCUCGCUACAUCAUUCACUGUUCUGGUGGGGAUCUUCUUUCCUUCUGCCACAGGUAUCAUGGCAGGAUCCAAUAGGUCUGGUGAUCUCCGUGAUGCUCAGAGGUCCAUCCCGGUUGGCACUAUUUUAGCUAUUACAACUACAUCACUUGUUUAUUUUAGUUCUGUUGUUCUGUUUGGGGCAUGUAUUGAAGGAGUUGUUCUGAGAGACAAGUUUGGGGAUGCAGUUAGAAACAACUUGGUGGUGGGAACUCUUUCCUGGCCCUCUCCUUGGGUCAUUGUCAUUGGUUCAUUCUUUUCUACAGUAGGAGCAGGUUUGCAGUCCCUCACCGGUGCACCCAGACUUUUACAGGCUAUUGCUAAGGAUAACAUCAUUCCUUUCCUCAGGGUGUUUGGUCAUGGAAAAAACAAUGGAGAGCCAACAUGGGCACUGCUGCUGACUGGUCUUAUAGCUGAGCUGGGCAUUCUUAUUGCCUCACUGGAUAUGGUGGCACCAAUUCUUUCCAUGUUCUUUUUAAUGUGUUAUCUGUUUGUGAACUUGGCCUGUGCAGUACAGACUCUGUUACGCACACCCAACUGGAGGCCACGAUUCAAAUAUUACCACUGGGCUCUGUCCUUCCUUGGCAUGAGUAUGUGCUUGGCUCUAAUGUUUAUCUCCUCCUGGUACUAUGCCAUUGUGGCCAUGGGCAUUGCUGGGAUGAUCUACAAGUACAUAGAGUACCAGGGAGCAGAAAAAGAGUGGGGAGACGGCAUAAGAGGACUAUCUCUUAGUGCUGCACGCUAUGCCCUUCUAAGGCUAGAGGUCGGACCCCCACACACCAAGAACUGGAGACCUCAGCUGCUGGUACUGCUCAAACUGGACGAGGAUCUCCAUGUAAAAUAUCCACGACUACUGACUUUUGCAUCACAGCUAAAGGCAGGAAAGGGCCUGACCAUUGUGGGUUCUGUCAUUCAAGGCAAUUUCCUGGACAGCUACGGAGAGAUGCAGGCGGCCGAACAGGCCAUCAAGAACAUGAUGGAGAUUGAGCGAGUCAAAGGUUUCUGUCAGGCUGUCGUGGCAUCGAAGGUGCGUGAAGGCAUCAUGCACCUGAUCCAAUCCUGUGGUCUGGGAGGUAUGAAACACAACACAGUGGUCAUGGGUUGGCCAUACGGCUGGAGACAGAGUGAGGAUCCUCGUGCCUGGAAGACCUUCAUCAACACAGUACGCUGCACCACAGCUGCCCACCUGGCACUCAUGGUACCCAAAAACGUGUCCUUUUACCCCAGCAACCAUGAACGCUUCACAGAUGGUAAUAUUGAUGUGUGGUGGAUCGUUCAUGAUGGGGGAAUGCUAAUGCUGCUGCCUUUCCUCCUGAAACAACACAAGGUUUGGCGGAAAUGUAAGAUGCGCAUCUUUACUGUCGCCCAGAUGGAUGACAACAGCAUCCAGAUGAAGAAAGAUCUGGCCACAUUCCUUUACCAGCUGAGAAUAGAGGCUGAAGUGGAGGUGGUGGAGAUGCAUGACAGCGACAUCUCAGCAUACACCUAUGAGCGGACCUUAAUGAUGGAGCAGAGGUCCCAAAUGUUGAGGCAAAUGAGGCUGUCCACUGCAGAAAGAAGACAGAGAGAAGCCCAGCUAGUGAAGGACAGGCACUCCUUGGUGCGUAUGGGCAGUCUGUACUCAGAUGAAGAUGAGGAGGUGUUGGAGAUUCCUCCAGAGAAGGUUCAGAUGACUUGGACUCGGGAGAAGUGUGAGGCUGAGAAAAGAAACAAGAACAAUGCACCGGAGAACUUCAGAGAGCUCAUCAGUCUCAAACCAGAUCAGUCCAAUGUGCGGCGAAUGCACACUGCUGUAAAACUGAAUGAAGUAAUCGUCAACAAGUCCCACGAUGCUCGAUUAGUACUGCUCAACAUGCCUGGGCCUCCUCGGAACAUAGACGGAGACGAGAACUACAUGGAGUUUCUCGAGGUGCUGACUGAAGGUUUGGAACGAGUGCUUUUGGUGAGAGGCGGAGGUCGGGAGGUCAUCACGAUCUACUCGUGACCAUUUAGUUGCUGCUGUGUCAAAGCUUCACAAUCUUCAGAAUGCAUUCCAACCCUGGACACGAGCGGUGUACACCUGACGGUUCUGAGCAGACACCUGAUACUGAAGAUAUUUUUUUUUUCAUGCCAGGCACACUUUUUUUUUACUUUUAUAGAAUACUGCACCACAUUAGUGCACAUGUACAUCUAUGAUUUUUGCUGUUCUUUACAAAUGAAAGCUGCUGUUGCAUAAAGCAGCAUUACUGUUCCCCACGCACAUCAAUAACUGUGUGUCAAAGUGCCCAAUUCAAAUUUGAUUAGUAUUUUUUUCUGUCUGUAGAUCAGAAGUACCUCCUCAGAUCAGACAAAACCACUUUAGUUAAAAAAAAAAUAAUAAUAAUAAAUAACUUUUUCACUGCAAAAAGUUACAUUUAGUGAUAUGGUUCGGUUCUCUGACCUCCCUGCUCCUCCACAUGCCUACAUGGAAAGGGAGAACAGCAGCAAAGACCCCAAGCAUGAGGAACAGAACAGGGCACGUAUCAAUGACAACAAAAUGACAAUGAGUGAACUGGACAACAGACAAAAACAGGAGGCGUUGGGGUGUGCCAAAUGAAAGUGUAUGAAUAAGCCGACUUAGCUGUCAGUUGAUUUGGGCUGAGCUUGACUUUGUGGCUUGUCUGAACUAACAUGAGAUAAAGAAAAAAAAAACAACAACACAUUUUUGUUCAACAGCCAUAAUAAUAUACCAGAUUCUAACCAUACAACAUCCCAUUUAUAGAAGAAACAAAUCAUAUUUAUUUAUUUAUUUGUUUGACAAUUUGCCAGUGAAUUAAUAAAGUCACUGUCAAUGGUGUAAAUGUAGAUGCAAUGAAUUAGCAAGUUUUAUAAGGGUUGUAAUUUAUGAUUUUUCUUUGAAAAUAUGUUUUGGAAAGGAAAAAACUGUAUGAACAGCUUUACAUGGUUCAAUUUAUACUCAGCAGAUGAGGUGAUGUCCCAGAUACACUGUUUGUAGACAAAGACAAACCAUUACAUUUUUCUGUGCACAUAUAAAAAGGGAUCUCCAAGAUGAAAUGAU